UCGGUUCUCUGGCUUUUCAAUUGUUUAAUAUUAGUUAAAAAAAUAAUCAAUUUGCAAUUAAAACUGAAAAGUGAUAUCUUCCAUUGUGCACUUGGUGUGUCGUUGGUGAAACCAAUAUUCAACUGCAAAGAAUACGACUAGAAAUCCGGCUCCAAAUUACGUUUCAGUUUUUCGAGUUUUCCUCCAUUGCCAGCAGAACAGAAGUGCAAAAUAUGUGCGUUUCAGUGCGACGGGUGUCGAAAAUAAGAUGUCUACACCUGUAAAGCGUAAAAUCACACUUGAUCUUAACCCUAACAAGAAAGUACUUCCGAAAGAUCGUCCUAGCGUGUUCCAGCGUCUCGGUACGAAAAAGUUCCCCCUUCCGGCAUCAGCGUCGUCCACCGGCGGAAGUGGAUCCUCGAAGCAGCGAGAAGAUCAGGAACCGCAAGAGGUUAAUAAAGAGGAGAUAGUGAAGAGAAUUGUUAGCUGUGACGAACCCAAACCGAAACCGGUUCUUCCCCCGAAGGUAGUUCCGGAAAGUGUAUCGGCGCACGCCAGAUUAAUUGAAGCUCAGUUGGCGGCCAAGCUUGGUAAAGUAAUUGUAAGCCGAGGUGAAACUAUCGGUGCGAGUCCUGUUCCGCCUCCGGGGCCAAUCGCUAAGAAAAACGCGGAAACGGACCGUGUCGCCGCAGGCCACAGCAGCUCGUCAGCUGGUGAUCGUGGGGGAGGAGGAAGCAACAGAGAAGCAAGCAGUUCCGUUCCAUCUGCCGGUGCAGGUGGCGGCUGGGAUCAGUCCACCCUGGAGAAUGCUGAUCAAGACAUCCUAGAGCGUAAACGCAAAGAACUGCAACACGAGCUGAAACUGGAGAUGGAUGCCAGCGGCGGGGGAAGCAGUAGCCAUCAUCAUCACCAUCAUCGUCACACGUCCUCUUCGGCGGCUGCAAUGAAGCAAAAAUCCGCCAAGGAAACCUUGGUGGUGAAGAAAGUCCGUAAAGUACCACCGCCUCGAAGAUCGUCGUCCAGCUCGGACAGUUCUAGUAGCAGUGGCUCGGAUUCGUCCGAUUCCGAUUCAAGCUCUAGUUCUAGCAGCUCUAGCCGUGACUCGCGUAGAGUAAAAAAACGAGUCGUACGCCAUCGGCGGGAAUCUAGUUCCAGCUCGGAACGGGGAGGCAGUAAAAAGGUUUUGAAAAAGCAUGCUAAAAAAUUAUCCAGCGCAGAUGGAACGAAGCGUAUUGUUACUAAGAAGGUUGGCACUCACCUAACCACUAAAAUUCGCGUAAAGAAAGUCACCAGCCCCGGUGGAACUAGCCAUCUACGGAAGGUAGCUCGGGAGGUUUCACCCAGCGGCAAGACUCCGGUUAAGUACGCAAUGAAGAAAGUUGUUUCUUUGAAGAAAGAAAAACACUCCGCUACAAUGGUCGAUGCUCGCGAACGUGUUCGCGAGAAAGAACGUGAAAUGGCACUUCGCGAGAAGGAACGGGAACGGGAAAAAGAACGUCUUCGCAUGCGGGAGCGAGAGCGAGAACGUGCUGAACACGUCAAGAGCCGCUCACCGCCACGAUCCCAUAUUCGGUCCCGUUCUCCGCGUUCCCGUAUUUCACCAGCUGCUAUGUCUUCCUCAUCCCGUGGAGGGCGAGAAUUGAGCAAAAAAUCCCCUGAACCAUCACGUUACCGAGACCCCCCGGUAGCAAUUUCGAGACGCUCCGAGCGUUCCCCGGAACGUAUCGACGAUCGCCGACGCCACGAAUCUCUAAAAGACCGCGAACGCCGUGAACGGCAGGAACGUGAAUUGGCCCGAAAUAAAGAACGCGAAGAAGCGUUGGCCCGCUGCCAGGAGCGACAGCGGGAACGAGAACGGUUAGCCGCUGCAAAGGAAAAAUCCAGACGGCCCUUGGUAUCCGUUGCAAUGGACAAGUCGGUGGAUGACGGUGGACUGGAGAAACCGGACCGUCAUCGUCCGGUCGAACGUUUGCUGCCACGUCCGGCUGAACGUGCUCGUGCAUUGGCAGCCGCGAGGUCUCCAGGCAAGCUCGAUCACGAUCGCAGCCGUACGCCGAAUUCGCCGCGAAACCGAGACCGAAUUGCACCAAGAGAGAGGUCCUUCGAUCGGGGAGGUGGUGGCUUGGAAAGAGGGUACAUGGAUCACCAUGAUCGCCGCAGUCGUUCCCGCGAACAGCGGGAGUACGUGACCCCAAUCGUACGUGGUGCACGUUCACGGGACAGUCCAUUCGAACGACAUGCACCACCGAUGCGCGAAACACGUGACUAUCGUGACACCGAACAACGUGGAUAUGAGAAAGAACGUCGUGCACCAGAUUAUGCGCGUACAGAAUACCCAGAUGAUCCCCUACCGCGUCGGGAACAUGAGCGAGAAUGGGAACGUGAACGAGACCGCGAGCCAGAUCGUGGAACUCGUGGCUUCGACCGACGUGGAGCAGAUGAUCAUGGCAGAGAAUGGGAUAGAGAGCACGUACCAGCACCGUCGCAUGGCCACAGUCACAGCCAGGAGCCGUAUCAAGCGUCCUCUAGAAGCUGGGAUGAUCCCCACUGGAAAAAGAAUGACGCUUGGAACAGCGGCGAGAAAGAGCGUACCGAUUGGAAGUACCAGCCGGAACGCCAGUGGGAACGUGACGAUCAUGCGGCCGUGGGACCACCGUCUCACUCACAUUCACACGGUGGAGGAGGUGGUCGCUGGCAAGGGGGGCAUCUGGACCAGCCUCAAGGCUCUAGUUGGCACAACAAGCCAAAGGAUGACAUGGAAUUCACUCCCCGUCAUAAACUGGCGGGAAGACUGGGCGACGCUGGCGCUGGAGGUGGUGAGCGCGGUGGUGCAAGCGACCGCGGAAUGUUCCGCCGACACCAUCCGGGACAUCAGCCAAUGUUUCUACAUGGUCGCAAAAGUCACGUAGGAGGAAUGGGUGGUCCAGGUCCAGGCCGCUUCGGCAACCAACCAAAAUACGGUAUUAAUCGUGCUCCGCAGAAUGUUGGUAUGCAAUCUCGUCAGUCGCCUGUCCAGCAAUCCGGACCGGCGGACAAUCGAGAAGCUCCAGCCUCAAGUGGUACAAAAGACACCGGAGGUCAUGAGAGCAGUUUCACGUACAGACCAGCUGAAAAGUCAUCUUCUUUAAAUGAUGCUGUCGCUCCGAUUGCUGCUGAGGCCGAAUGGGACGAGGAAGCUGAUGCGGGACCAAUUCCGGUCCCGGCUGCACCGGCUACAGGCACAGCCGUUACGGCAACUACGGCAGCAUCUGAGAGCACAGAAAGCUCUGCGACACCAAGCAACGUUGCAACCGAAGCAGCUGCACCUAUCGUCGAGAAGAAAGCACCAGAACCAGCAACGGAACCGAUUCUAGACGAGGAUAACCUAAGUGAAAUCAGUGACGAUCCGGACGAUAUACUAACCCGGGAAGAGGACGUAACCAGUCAGCCAAACGAAUCGAGCAGUGGUGGCGAUAAACUGUUGUCAAGUGAGCAGGAUGCUUCCGGCAGCGGUGGCGGACUACACCCGGGCAACAAUGUAGGCUCGGAAGAAGCAGCACAUUUGAAUGCUUCGCAAGCAACCGGAGGAGCACAUCCGACGGACACACAAUCGGGCAAUGUUUCCGCCGAACAACAGGAACCGAAAGAUGCCAAGGAGGCAGGGAAGUUGCACGCCAACAAAGAGCUGAAGGAGGAAAUGGAUCUGGACUUUGAGGAAAUAUCCGACGGCGAACUGGAGGAGGAAAACAAAGUCAAAGGUCUAGGGGACGCACUGGGCGUAGAUUGGGCCAGUUUGGCCCAUGAAACUCGUGCCAAGCUAAAACCGGAACAAUCCAUUCCGGUAUCGGCACGAAAUCGCUGGAAGGCACAUCACAUUUUACUAGACAUCGGCAUAUCCGUUCGACUCGCAGGUGAGGCUUACGCCCAGCGGGUCCUUACUGGGUCCAAGGAAAAACUGCGCGAAGAAAUAGAAGAGUUCAAAGCGGCAGCCGCCGCUGCCGAACAGCAGAAGGUUGCUGCGGUGAAAAAAGAGCAGGAGGAACAACUUUUUAACGGUAUUAAAAUCAAGAAAGAAAUCCUGGACGAAGAGGAGCAAGAAGCACAGAAAGAACUCGAACGCAAGCAGACAACGAAUGUGAAGAGCGAAAGCGAACACGUCGAGAGUAAGGAAACGAGCGAACAGGAAGCGAACCUGGCCGGAAUCGACAAAAUCUUGCAUCCGGUAGCGUCGGUACAUGUGGCUAUGCGCGAAAAAGCUCGAGCACGUCGCGAUCUUAUCCUGUGCUCGGCUGGUCCACACAGCCGCGCACUGAGCGCCCGACGUGAUCUCGAAAUCCGUCGCCAGUUGUGCGGUUUUCCCCCGCAGGAAUGCAAUGAAAGAAUCAGCGAGCACCAGUCGCUGCCUACCAAUCCGGAACUGCACGAAACCGUUCUGAAGCUCUUUCAGGCCACGAUGCAACCGAAAAAGAUAGAAGUACAGUAAGGUGAUUCUUCGAACUUAUUGACCCAUUAUUAUGCAGUAGAGCGUUUCUCCGGUUUAUUGUAGUUUAGCAUUGACUGCAAAGAUGAAGCAGAUUUAUUUUCUUUUUCUUAGAUACUUCAUACGCAGGUAUAUACUCCCUACUUAGAUACUGUCUAUAUGUAAACUUACCUACAUAUGACACACACACAUAUAUUAUUAAAUGUUUUUCUCCUAGGCACUCGGCUGAUUAUAGGCUCAAAACAAGAAUGCAUUUCUCUUCGCUUAGCCGCAAUUUAACCAACUGACAGCGUAUUAUAGAAUCGUGCUGAUUAAAUUUUCUUUUUCUCGUUGUGUACCCUGAAAAACCUGAAAAACGUAGAAGAUCAAAAAUAAAGUGAUACAAGUUUUA
This is a messenger RNA of Sabethes cyaneus, 4829 nucleotides long. It is a transcript of the gene Flacc, whose product is annotated as fl(2)d-associated complex component. The transcript is spliced from 5 exons. Bases 248 to 4441 code for a protein of 1397 amino acids. Gene Ontology annotation, cellular component: RNA N6-methyladenosine methyltransferase complex. The record is from RefSeq and is a predicted model, not a curated record. NCBI's taxonomy places the organism in Eukaryota, Metazoa, Arthropoda, Insecta, Diptera, Culicidae.